AUGUACAAUCGCAUCUACACCCUUCGCAACGUGAGCACUACUCCUGCGACCAAUGCGGACGUCAAUUUUCGCGAAAUGAUGUCCUACUCCGGCAUCUUCGGACUGCCCACCAAGCAACCAUAUCCCGAAAGAGAUGAGGAACAUAUGGAGAGUGGGGUUCCUGAGGGCAAGGUUGAGUCGCCAGCUCCCACGUCGACGUUCCCAGAGCAGCACCAGCCAUCCCAGACCGGCUCUUUUCACAGCCCGCAGAACUAUCAGAAUGAAGCAGAGGCCCAUCUCGGAAUCGCUAAUGGCGCCCCUGGUCUGAUGCCUAAUGUAGCUCAGAGACCAGGCAGUGAUCGGAAUUUCAAUGGUAGCCCGCCUUUCUUCCAGCCAACUUCCGAACCCAAUUCGAUAGAAAUGAUCUCCCCAGAUCUCGUUGCUUUCCCAACUACCAGCCCGAAUGGCGGCGCUGAGUUCAAUCAUUCCAUGAUGGGAUUCGAGGGAUAUCUGCCUGGUGAUUUCAAUUUUAUGCCUUACAACCCAGCCCCAAGGAUUGUUGGCGGAGUGGAUUGGCUCAACCUAGAUCUCGACUCUCCCAACAACGGCAAUUUUCAAGCUCAGUACCAGACUGGGGGUGUUAUGCAAUCAAUGUAUUUUCCGCCCUCAAUUUCAACUGGUCCGGAAGAAGCGCUGCAAAACAGAAACCAUCAGACCAUAUCUGCACAAUUAAUGCCACUGCGAAACCAAGAGUCCAAAGGGAUAUCGGCCAAGUCGCCCGAAUCGCGAGGCGCUGCUCACCAAUGGCCUUUUGAUCACACGCGGAAUCCCGAAUCUCAGCGAUACAGGCUUCCCCCGUUACGAGACAUUCUGCAAGGCACUGUUGCCUCAAGUGAAUCUAACAACGGAGCCACCAUUAGGAGCCUGAUCCAGCUGCUAUCGUCGCCGUACUUGCCGGAGAAAGACCCCUCUCAGGACGUAAAUAUGAAGUCGGCUAUGGAACUGCUGAAAAACUCUUUGGAGUUGUACUUUGCCGAGUUUCACAACAUUUUGCCGCUCGUACAUAUCCCCACCUUUCAGAUAACCAAGGUUCCUACCGUGACGCUGGCCGCUAUGGCUUGUAUUGGAGCAAUGUACUCGGACGAUCAGCAUGGAACAGAACAGUCGUGGUCCUUGAGUGAGAUGUGUGGUCAGAUGAUUGCAUGGCUGGGUGUGGGAGACAGCACUCGCUUUUACAAUUCACCCUAUCUCAUAGCUUGCUGCCUUCACCAGAUCUAUUCUCUUGGCUCGGGAAAUAUGAGACUUUACGCAAACGCAGACUGUUCAAGGGGCAUAUUGAUGGGUUGUCUCCGUGGGAUGGGUCUGCUCAAGUCCCGUGUCAGCACCGAGGUAGAGUGGGAAGACUUCAAAAAGCCGCUGCCCAACGACAAUGCGUCCACCGAAUGGCUGCGAUGGAAAGAUCAGGAGCAGGAGAAGCGCAUUGCCUGGUCUUCAUUCGAGUAUGACUGCACUUUGUGCACGUUGACCGCGCGCCGAGGUGCUGCUGAUUUGCAGGAGCUUCCAUGCUUUCUACCCUGCGCAGAGCCUCUGUGGGAUGCUAGGUCGCCCCAGGCUUGGGCGGCACUCUACUCUCGACUGACUCCAACCGCCCGGGGCGCAUCGACGGCGAAAGUGCUCCGGAACCUUCUGGCUGGAAAGGGUAUUCCAGAGGAACUGCCAGCAUGGGGCAAGAGGCUCUGCGCCCAAAGCAUUGGCCGACUUCUUUGGGAUAUCAAGCAGCUGGAUAUCAUGGCGACGACCGAGUACCUGAAACUACCUUCUCUAGCUGCGGCCCAGAGACAGACCAAAAGCACUCUACUCCAAGGCCUCAAUGCGCUGUGCGAGUCCAUGUAUGCCCUGUCCUCUACAGCUGAUCUCAUUCACUACAAUCUUACGGCGCUCAUCUGUCAUUAUUCCCACCUGUACAGUGCGGACGAGGCUAUGGACCUCAUUGUCCAUAUUUUCCGCACUUCCGCUUCACAGUCAAAGCAAAUCGACCAGAGCCUUGUGUCGGCUAAGCGACGCCUAUGUUCGAUAUUGGUGAAAAAUCCCACCAAGGCCCGUAAUCUGGCCUGGCAUGCAGCUCAAAUCAUCGCUGUGGCAAAUGAAUACCUGGUCUCUGCACCUUGUGAGAUCAUGCGGACGUUCAUGGGCUAUAUCUUCAUCCUUGCCUUUGCCAAAUUCGGGCCACAACCCUGCUCAGAACCUAGUUACGCCUCGUGUCCGGUCCGACUCGAUCUGCCGAAUCGGAUUGACGGUCAGAGGACGGCCAUCGCAACCUGGAUCGAGAACGGAGGGCCCGCAAGCAUUGGCGCGGUUGAAAACAUCUACAGCAGUGGCAGUCUCGAAGCAAUCAGCCGGGAAGCUCAAACCAUGCUGAGGAAAAUGCGAUUCUGGAAGCUCUCCAACAAAUUCAGCCGGAUACUCGAGAGCUUUGACUUUGAUUCGGAUUAA
This is a messenger RNA of Cladophialophora psammophila CBS 110553, 2472 nucleotides long. RefSeq lists its product as uncharacterized. The record is from RefSeq and is a predicted model, not a curated record. The coding region runs from base 1 to 2472 and encodes 823 amino acids. The transcript has 4 exons. Gene Ontology annotation, molecular function: RNA polymerase II cis-regulatory region sequence-specific DNA binding; DNA-binding transcription factor activity, RNA polymerase II-specific; zinc ion binding. NCBI's taxonomy places the organism in Eukaryota, Fungi, Ascomycota, Eurotiomycetes, Chaetothyriales, Herpotrichiellaceae. Gene Ontology annotation, cellular component: chromatin. Gene Ontology annotation, biological process: regulation of transcription by RNA polymerase II; DNA-templated transcription.